AUGAGCUCGGUCCCGCCAAACGGGCCGCCCGGUCGAGUACCUCCAGCUGGUCGUGCUGGGCCUUUUAUCAAGGUUCGCCGUCCAAAACCCGCAGACCCGCUAGUGCGUCCAAAAAAGAGACCGAUUCCACGCUCUCAAGGUCUGGCGCCGGGUGGUGCCCCUGUUGCCAAUGGACAACCACGCCCUUCGCCACAACUUCCUCCGAAACCUCAAUCAAAUACCUCCACCCCGAAGCCUCCUCCCAUCCCUAGUGCAGAUGAUAUGACUGUGAAUGGCUUCAGCGGGCCCCUCCUUUGUCAGAAUUACGUCGAUUUUGCAUUGGUCACUACCAAACGUGCUAUGAAGGAGGGCUUAAAACACCAUGUCGCCAAAUUCUUGUCGAAAAAGAAUAUUGAUCCCAGAGACGAAUCGCAGUUUACACGUCCAGUCCGACUCCAACGUCGUGACCCGAGAGCUACCACUGAGCCACCGCCGAUCGAAAGACAACAGAACGCGCAGAAGGGACGAGAAGGAAAUCUAACUGAGGCCGAACGAGAAGCGUUAGAGGCCAAGAAGGCUGCUAGAGCCAAAGAACGCGAAGAGAAUCUGGCACAAAUUGCCCCUUCAGCUUCUGGUGGCCCUAAACGCACAAACGUCCCGAAACAGCGCAUCCAGCAGGUGUUUAAAUCGGAGAUGACACCCGAGGAGAUCGCGAAAGCUCGCGUAAAAUACGAAGAAGCGCUCCCUUGGCACUUAGAAGACUUCGAUAAUAAGAAUACCUGGGUUGGUAAAUACGAGGCCGCCAUGUCUGAGACCUACGCGAUGUUUGUUCUAGAGCAGAAUGGCAAGCUGCGGCUGGUUCCAAUAGACAAGUGGUAUAAAUUUAGUGGGAAAAAUCCGUUCAAAGCUCUUACCAUUGAAGAAGCUGAAAAAUACAUGUCCAAGAAAAUUAAAGAUCCACGGUGGUUCAUGGAAAAGGAGCAGGAGCGAAAGCAAGAGCGGGAAUUAGCAGACUUUGCGAAACAACGUAAAGUUUAUACGGGAAGAGUGGUGUCUUCUGGUGUUGGAGAAGGUGGCGAAGGCGAUGAUAUGGACUUUGAGGAGGACAGAUUUGCUGAUGAUGAAGAACAUGUUGUGGUGGAAGAAGAUGAGGAAGCCAAGCUGGCGGAGAAGCGUAUCAAAAAAGACCAAUUAAAGGCUAACGUAUUCAAUUUAAGGGAUGAAAGGGAUUAUGAGGCCGAGGAGAAUCAGGAGCGAAGAGAGAAAGAGGCGCUUAAGGAGUUUGGAAAGAAGGUUCGGAAAGCCCUCCAGCGGCGCGAAAAGAACUAUGACUAUAGUAGCGGGUCUGAUGCCAAUCCCUGGUCUGAAGAUGAGAAUACGGACGAGUCUGAAGCCGAACGAAUUAGAGCGGAGGAGGAGAAGAAGGAAGGAGAAAAAUCAUCUGCGCCCCAGACAAAGGGUACAAGUACACCAUCUGAUCGGGGAAAAUUCACAGAUGCGUUGAAAAAGGGUCCCACGCAGCAAAUGAAGAAACGCCCCGGUUCACCAAACGUUUCCGACGCCAGCGGCACGGAUACUCCACGCAAGAAAGCCAAGAACAAACACAUCGCCCAGCCAUUGUCUACAACAGGCUCCAAACCUGGUUCGAGACCCAUGUCUCCUGCACCGUCGACCACUACUUCCGCUACUCAACGAAAACAGGAUGCCACAAAACCAGCUGGGAAGAAACGCAUGCGGAGUGGAACCGGCGGUGCGGGCUCUGGUAGUGACGCAGAGCGAGGCGCCGCCUCCGGUGCAGAAGUGAGCGACAGCGCAGUAGCAAAGAAACUGAAAAUCAAUCCUCCCGGCGUGUCUUCGAAGAGGGGCACUCCAGCCGGUUCCCGCGCCGGUAGUCCUCCUGUCCGCCCAUCUACCCCCGCAACAGCCACAACUGCAGCCCCAGUCGGAUCCUUCCCCACGCACGCCGAGGUCCACGCUGCCAUUCCUCCUACCGGUAUUUCAUCCGGUGAUCUGCUCAAACUCUUCCGUCACCGUCUAGGCGAUAUGAAAACCAACUAUCCGAAAUUCAUCGCCAUCGUCAAAGAGGUCGGCGUGUUCGCUAAGGAGGAUAAAUUACUGAGACCAGCGCCCAAUUUCAAACCUUCUGGUUCUUGA
Molecule: messenger RNA, 2133 nt
Organism: Coccidioides posadasii C735 delta SOWgp
Lineage: Eukaryota; Fungi; Ascomycota; Eurotiomycetes; Onygenales; Onygenaceae
Biological process (GO): positive regulation of transcription elongation by RNA polymerase II; transcription initiation at RNA polymerase II promoter
Cellular component (GO): nucleus; transcription factor TFIIF complex
Molecular function (GO): RNA polymerase II general transcription initiation factor activity; TFIIF-class transcription factor complex binding; DNA binding
Source: RefSeq, a predicted model, not a curated record